Arabidopsis lyrata subsp. lyrata is the source of this 1106-nucleotide messenger RNA. Its product is annotated as protein STAY-GREEN LIKE, chloroplastic. NCBI's taxonomy places the organism in Eukaryota, Viridiplantae, Streptophyta, Magnoliopsida, Brassicales, Brassicaceae. The transcript is spliced from 4 exons. The record is from RefSeq and is a predicted model, not a curated record. Bases 191 to 967 code for a protein of 258 amino acids.
AAUUUGUAAAAUUGAAUUUGUGUGGAGAAAGAAGCUCGUCACAAAGACUGAAUCUGUGGCUGCGUCUAUCUCUGAAACACAUUCUUCCACAUCUCUUCUCUUUCUCUCAAGACAAAAAAUGGUGGAAGAUGAACAAUGAAGAAAAAUCAUUGUUCUUGUUCAUGCAUUAACCCUGUUGUUAUGUUCCUCCAUGGCCUGUUACAUCGUUCCUUAUUACCACAAUCCGGUUUUGUCUCAUCCCAAUAGAGAAAUCAUCAGUCACCGUCACCACCACCGUUUCUCCAACAAGCUCUUGAAGACAAGAAUUAGAGUUCCUCGAAGUUCCGCCAUUAGUGACGGUGGUGUCUCCUACAAUACUCUAGUCUCCGAGGCGGUGAGGCUUUUGGUUCCACAAGCAAACUUUGAUUCCUCGAAGCUUAAAGUUGAGUUCUUAGGGGAGUUAUUGGAGAACAAGAGUAGCGGAGGGAUUAUUACGCCGCGGACUUAUAUUCUUUCGCAUUGUGACUUCACUGCUAACUUAACCUUAACAAUCUCAAACGUCAUCAACCUGGAUCAACUAGAAGGCUGGUACAAGAAAGAUGAUGUGGUUGCUGAGUGGAAGAAGGUGAAUGACGAGUUGCGUUUACAUAUUCAUUGUUGUGUGAGUGGUAUGAGUUUAUUGCAGGAUGUGGCUGCAGAGCUUAGGUAUCAUAUUUUCUCCAAGGAACUGCCUUUGGUACUAAAAGCUGUGGUGCAUGGAGAUUCAGUUAUGUUUAGAGAGAACCCUGAGCUAAUGGAUGCUUAUGUAUGGGUUUAUUUCCAUUCAAGCACACCUAAAUACAACCGGAUCGAGUGUUGGGGACCUAUCAAGGAUGCUGCAAAGGGAAAGCAGAAGGGAAAUCAUCAAGGCUUCUUGAGUUCAACGACUUCGAAGAAAUUGAUUCAACAUAAGUCUAUCUUCCAUACCCUGUUAACGUUUCUUCUGUGAGACAAAGUUGUACAUUCUCCUGUUUUUUGCAAAUGAUGUAGAUUUCUUGAUGAGCAUCUGACACAAGUGCAAUUUGCCAACAUUCAAUUGUUCAUACAUGGAAAAUUUAUGAGAGCCUAGUUUCUUAAUGUUUCUUCAA